AUGCACAUGAUGGCACCUCAAUUUGCUCCUGUUAAUUCACUGCAGUCGGAUGCUCCUGCAAGUUCCACUAGUGAAGAUUUGUCAAGCGCUGCGCAGAAGAAGAAAACCAGUCGGUGGACUGAAACUGAAGAAAAAAUCCUCAUCGAGUUGUUCGGUGAAAACGAAGAGAAGCUUCGCUAUAAAGCAUAUACUUCGCCAGAAUGGGAAUCUAUUGCAAAGCAACUGCACGAGAGAUGUAGGAGAGAACAUGUUUCAAGCGAGAAGACAGCGCAGCAAUGCAAAAAUAAAAUGAGCAAUCACACAAAAAAAUACAAAACAACCAAAGACAAACUCCAGACCACUGGAUAUGGAAAAGGGAGAGAUGUUGAGGGUGACAACGAAGCAGAAGGCGACCUUGAGCUUGUGCCUAAACAUUAUCAGGACAUGGACGAAAUCCUCGGUAAUCGAGAAGCCAUCAAUCCUUGA
Porites evermanni is the source of this 465-nucleotide messenger RNA. Lineage: Eukaryota; Metazoa; Cnidaria; Anthozoa; Scleractinia; Poritidae. The record is from the annotation of a GenBank genome assembly.